CGAUUUCGUAACAGUGUCGUCUAGCCGCCUUCGUUGAAUGUCCGAUCCAGCAUUCUGGACACCUCCGGACUCACCGGAGUUUAGGGGGAUAGGUGCUAUAUUUUCUGAAGAUUUAGAUGCAGACCUGUUGACCGAAAUAGAUUUUGAUGUGCAACAACCAGCACCAUUUUUAGGGUUAUGUUGUGAUACAGUAGAUCCAAUCGAGUUUUUGUCACGUUUUGAAACGACCACAACCGUUGUUCAUUGGGCUGAUCCUCAAGAAAUUUUAUGCUUACUGAGAAACAAAUUAGUCUUGCUGAAGAAGUCCUCUUUUAAAUUCCAAAGUGAUUCUGCAGAUCUUAGGAACGAUGUUUCAUUCCUUCUAUUAGCACUAUGUUCCUCCGUAACGGAGACGGAGUUUGAAAAGAGUUCUGUCGUACCAUUAGUUGGCUGUGUCCGUUCAAUUUUGGGUUUCCUGGGACCACUAACGAGUUUGCUGGAAGCAAAGACAAACAAAAAUUUUAUUCACGCUCACCUGGAAAUAUGGUUGACAGUUCUGAAAAUCUUCAAUUUUCUCUGCAAUAGAGCGGAAUAUGUGGAACUCGUAAAUGAGACGCUUGGAUUAAAACCACAGAGUUCUCUGAACGCGUGCGGCUACUUUCUGGAUAUUGUGUUGGAGAAUUUAAUACUUUAUUCAGGAUUGACCAACUUUCAAAGGUGCUCAUGUGAUACAAUCUUAUGGGUUGUCAUAAUGCAUUUCGUAGAAAAGACUCAGAAAAACUGGUUCAAAUUUUUCCAUGGGAAAAUGAUCAAAUUGAGUGCUCAACAAAGAGCAGAAUUUUCUGAAUUCAAUACUUUAGAGUGUGUUCGUCCUAAUUUCAAGUCCUAUUUUCAAUCCUCAAGUUUAGAUAUUUCCCAUCAAUCUUCUCUGACUGUGUGGUCUUUGUAUUGGAAUGUACUUGCAUACACUACCCCCAUAUACAGUUUGUAUGCAGAUCAUGCAAAUCAGUCUAAGGUGGGUUUGGGGACACUACAGAAAUAUUCCGUUGUGGUCUGGUUGAUUCGUCAGCAGUUCUUAGGAGAGACUACUCCUAAUAAUAGCGAAGUUCACUUUUGCCUUACAAGUUUACUUCGUUUAUCUGAAACAUGCGGAAUAAAUUUAGAAGUAGUUCGGUCUUUAUGGUUGUAUUUCAAAAGUUGGCUAAGCACUGGAUUUGAUACUUCAAACAGAUCUUCAGGUUUACUUACACCUAGUAUGAGUUUCAGAUGUUGGUACAGUAAGGUAAAACCAGAGUGUGAGCUCAGACAAAAUUUCGUUAUGUUUUGUUUGCUUCUUCGGAGAUUAUCUCCAUCGGACGUUGAGGCGCUAUGUACGACCUUGAAAAUCCCACUGUUGUCACUGACUAAGCAAAGUAUUUCUCACUACUUUUUCAUAUGGGCUAAUUUAUUUGAGGAAGCCUUGGAUACAUUAUCAGUGAGCAUAGACAACAUGGAUAAUAAUAAAAUACGUUUAUUAUCCCUUGUUGACAACAUUGUUGAGAUAUCUUCUUCGUUAUUGGAAUCGAAUAAUGUCGCCCAAAAAUCAUUACAUAAUUGGGACUCGAAUCGCGGUUGUAUUCUUCUUCAAUGUUUGCAGUAUCUACUAGUUAUGUUUGAAGAAUAUGGAUGCUUGCAUUCGGAAUUACAUAUUUAUUUGCUUCGCUUGUUACCAGUUGUUGAGAAAAUUAAUGGCGUCAUUUUUUCCUUACGCCGUAGUCUAUCUCUGUCUAACGAGCUUCUUUCUACGGAAUCAGAAUUCGCUUUAACACGCCGUCCAGUAGCAUUCAAUCGAUUGUCUACUUCGAUUCGUAUUAGCGACUUCACAUCUAUCUCAAUUCAGUUUCUUGUCGAUCUUCUGGUUCCAAAUAAUUCCACUCAAGUUUCGCUACCUUCAGGUCGCACUUUCCUAAUCAUACAGUGUUUAGGCUCAUCAUAUUUUGAUUCAAUCAGCUGGCCUUUUGAUAUUAAGUGGAACGAAUGCGUCUUGCAAUUACUUGAAGCUGUAUGUUCGUUAGCAUACUCUGAAUCGAACUUGGAAGUGUUCAGUUUCUUUUGGAGUUCUGUUUAUCCUGCGUUUAAAAAGGCUAUUUCUAGACAGAGUACCAAAUUUGCUCCUAUACCUGUGAAUCUGUUAUCUAUCCUAUCCAAAAUUGCAUUAUAUUUCCUUCGUUUAUCCAAUAUAUGCUUUUCAUACAGGAGCGAACAUAAAUUGACCCUCUGUCUUCUUGAUCCCGCUGACCUAUUUGAUUUGUUUACAAUGAAUCCGUCUAUAGAUUUUUCGUUUCAUUUUAGUAUUAUGGAAGCAUUUUAUGGCACAUCUAGUGCAAUUAAAGAAUUGUUUACCAUUCUUAACUCAAGUAAAAAGGAAACUUCUACUGUUGCUUGGCUAUUCUUCGUCGCUUUACUAACGUAUUGUUUGUUUGUUAGAACUGUAAAUUCGUUUUCGACAGAGAGCCAUGACGAUUUCGUCUUUCCGUCUUUUAUCAGUGAAAUUCGAGCUUAUCUACCAAAGCAAAUAACCAUUUCAACAAUCUCAAAUUUAGAUCCUGAGACCAUUUUCAUUAUUAUAGCUGCUUAUUUUGAUGAACUCUCUACAUUUCAAGCUCGAAUGUCAUUCAAAUCUGUUUUUGUUGAAUAUAUUGGUCGAUUAAGUGAGUUUAUUUGUACAUGUUGCUCUGUGUCCAGUGUUGCACAGGAAAGUGGUUUUGGUUUGAGUCACAUGACACAGAGCAGUUUCUUAAAACCGGAGGAUUUGUGUGGAAGUGGUUAUCGAGUGGCAGGGAUGUUAGUUCGUCACUGUUCAAUGUUGCUUUAUUCUCCAGUCACUACCGAAGGCUCAGUAUCAAGCUUUGAGAACUUGGUGAAUCACUUUUUUCUUCCACGACAGUUAUACGAAACACAGGAUUCCAACAAAUUUUCUACUCUUAACGAAUCUGAUAUAUUUCCGUGUUAUGUUAUGGAGUCCAUGCAAGAGCAGCUACCUGAAUUUACACGCGGUAUCGCUCAAUUAAAUUGGAGGAGUGAUCCUUAUAUAUGUCGCAUAAUAAAAGACAUUGUCAAAAUACAUUAUAAACACUUUGGUCCAGGAGCUAUUGCUUCAAUGGUGCUUCAUAGCCCUACACUGGAUUUUCGGACUCAUAUUUUGCAGUUUGCCACUUACGAUCAAAUUACUUAUCUGACUGAAAGUAAAGUUUUGCCCGUUUCUGGUUGUGAACAAAUCACAUAUCAGCACAACAUUCUGUCUAAUGUAGGUCUCAAAGUUCUAUUUUUCAAAGCUUUGGUUUCAUAACUCACCAGUUUUCUCUACUUGACAUUGUCAUGUUAUUAUUCUUGAAUCAAUUAACAACUUGAACUUUUCUGAAAAUUCGAUCGUAUUCUAAAUGAUCUCGUUUAUUAAAUGAAGCGCCUUCAUGUACAUCUGCAAACUUGUCAGACUAGAAUAGGAUUCCCUUGCAUUUUCUUCAUUUGAAAACAGUAGUCAAAAGGCAAACAAGUUACAAUAGCAUUGUUUGCAGCAUGAUUAAUGGUUAGAUUCUGUGUAUUAUAUUUGAAUUGGCUACCUUAUAAUAAGACUAUCGCGGUAGGAGACAUUACUGUUCAUCUUUGAGCUAAAAUUAAUUUCUCGUGUGGGGACAAGUCAUGACUUGAAUAGAGGACACUUGAAGUUCUUAUUUUUAUAUACAAAAAUGACAAUUUCAAAAGGCUUUCGAACUCGAAAUAUUAGACAAGAAACAACAUUUUAGCUCGAUACCGUGUGUUAAUAAGAUAGAUGGUUUCCAUAUAAUUACUAACCUCAAUAAUUAACUCUCGUUACUCUGUUUUGGCUAAUGUUUUCUCAGAGAUCAGAUUAAUCUGUAUUUUCUCAACUUAAAUAUAAAGUUAAGGGCUUAGUAAUCCAAGGAUUUGUGAUUUUAAUAUUAUUUUCUUGCAACAUUCGCAGCUGACUCCAUUUCCAUAUUUAAGAUUAGGUUAAAUGAAUGUCAGUUUGUCCCUCAUAUAUCAACACAAAAUCUGUUUUAAGUUCGCUUUUCCGAGGACCGUAUGAGAUCUUUGACAGGUCUGUAUGAUGCCAGUGUCAUACUCUAGUCUUAAGGUAGCUUCAAAUCACUGGAUCCUCGUUAAGGUCGUUUAUACGCUCCCUUGUUGGGUUUAAUCAAAAUGGGAAAGAACUAGCGUAAUAAACUCUGUCGUUAUUGCCAAAUACUUUCUGACGGAUUGCAUCCAACAUCUAGUAGAGAAUGAAUAGAUUUGUAAAUUGAGUACGUUUCAAACUUGGUAUUUUUAUCUCAACUCUCCUUUACUAUUUCACUUCUAUUUUCAUUAGUUAUUUCACAGCUCCAAAUAGUUAUUCUAUUAAUAUAAUUUAUCAACAAUGUUGUAAAUAUCAUGACUUGUCUUUUAGCUUGAGGAAAGUUCAAUUGUAAUUAAUUAUUCUAUUGAGCGUAUCGUUUUAAAUCAGUUUCUUAUUACCAUCAUGUGUUGUUGCCACCAAUUUACUGAUUAAUAUUCUGUAUUAUUAGUGGUCGAAUAUGUUCUAUUACUAUGUAGUUAUUAUUUCACAUGCAUUUAUCCGAUUAUUAUUCGGAAUCGGAGUUACUAUAAAUAGUUUUUUCUCUCUUGAAUUAGUGGGUGAAUUUCGCAUAUGCAAUAUUCUCCAAUACUCAUUCAAGUGGUAUUUACCUGAGGUUAGUUUUUGAACUCUCUUCCAAACAUCUCCAUCCUUUAAGUGCAUCGCUUUUUUGUCAUUAGUGUAUAUGAUGUCGAUUACAUGAGACAGGACAUUUGGUACGUACUAAUAAGACAGAUAUACACGUUAGCAUGCUUUUUUAUUACGUAAAAGAACAACUAGCCAACACUACGGACAUACUUCCCGUACUCAAAUCUACUACCAUAUAUUUUAUGUUUCAUGGUAGCUAAAAAACCCAGUAGUGUGACAUCUCAUUGUUCAUAAGUCAUUUUACCAAGUACCCAAAAAUGAGCUGUCUUACAAUCAUGCAAUGACAACUAAUUUACUAUUCAUUACUGAACACUUUCAGUGUUGAGAAUAGAAAUUAGAGUGACUCGCAUAUCAUGUCGAGUUUACUAAUGCCCAAAGAUAAAUUUAUAGUUUAGAAGUUCUUUAAAACUCACUUUAGUAAUAGCUAAGGAGUCGUAAUUGACGGUGAAAAAAUCCAGGUAAUGUUACUAGUUCAAAUAUGAUAGAAGUAGCCCACUGGUCAGAGUAUCGAACUUCAUGUGGUCGGUGAGUUACAUUGUGAUCAUAAUUAUCAGAUCCCAUAAAUAAGUGUAAAUGAUAACUAAACUUUAUGAGAAAUUAAGGUGCCUGGCAAAAAUAUUUACUGGAAAUCAGUCUACUCAAACUGUUGUAUCUAUCACUCUGUAAAUUGAGUAAGUACUGUUAGAUAUAUUUUCUAAGGUUACCUAGUGGCGGAUAGUAUGCAUCCUAGUGCAACUAAGUGAUUUUCACUACUAAUUGUUAUGAUUUUCUUAUACGUUCCCUAAUCGACAACCAGUUAACAUUCCCCAACUAGAAUCUCGAUUAUAAUUCUUUCUCGUCUACAGACUAACGUCCCAUAGUUUAGAUAAAUGAAACACCUCAACUGACAACGAAUAACCUACUGGUCCACAACACACACCUGUUCUGUCUUUAUAUUUAGUCAGAAGUAAGAGGAUAUAUUGAAAGGCAAGCUUCUAUAAUCAUAUUUCAAUCACUCAGGUGAACUGCAGUCCGUUGUUUGAAAUCAAUAUGGGUGAUAUGGAAGGAUUUUAAUCCGGUUAUUUAAUAUACAAAAUAAAAAUAUGUAAUAAUAUUUCCUUAAAAUAGAUCCAAAGUUCAACAUUUUCUCGGUAUUUGAUUGUUUAUAACAGUACUGAAAGCUGCUUUUGAGUUUCGGCACCUUAGUAAUUUGUCUUUGCAUUAUUAGAUUUUCUAGUUGACACAGCAUAACUUGGGAUCAUUGCAUACAUCAAUAUCCAGACAUGUAGGGGUUUUUUGCUUUAUUUAUUGAGUGAACAUUUUCAGAAAUGUGAUAGUAUUCAUACAAUUGUGAAAUUACCUAUGUUCACCGCGUGUCAUGUCUUUUUUUUACAGUGAUGCUCCAUUUUUAGUUUGCCCUAUUCUAUUGUCAAACACCUUGGAAGAUUUAACUAGCGCAUUAAAUUCUGAUAGUCGCAAACACAGUAUACAUAUUCUUAAAAUGUAUAAAGAAGCAGUCGCAUCGGUGACUUGUAAGGAAACUAGAUCUCGUAUCUUCGAGCUCUGCUGUAACCUGGAUAAGAAAACCAUGAACCCUUCAUGCAAUCUUGUCGCAUAUUUUGGUCUAAAAUAGUAUCUCUUUCAGCCUGUUCACAUUAGUGAGAGACGAAUUGUGUGUAACGUUCGCUACAAAUGCUAUUGACUUUUAAUGAGAUUUUUAUACUCACUUUGUCUCAUUGAUUGUAUAGGAAUUAUAAAUUGGAUAUGUGUGGGAUUUCUUCGAGACUAAUGUUCUUUUUGUUACAAUUGUCUCUUCAUCCAGAAAUUUUUUCAAAAGGACCUAAACGCAAUAUUAUUCAAUUUUUAACAUUCUUGCUGUUAUUAUCGAGUACAACUAUACUCCAUCCUGUAAAAUUCCAUUUUCUGAACCAUCUUCAAAAUUUCGUCCUAUAUGGGACUGUGACUGUGACCUUGUAACUAAUCUGCAUAAAUGUUAGGGACAUUACCAACUUCACUACAUUUUUCAGUUUUCAUUAAUAAGUCCUCUUACUACAGUG
Schistosoma rodhaini is the source of this 6771-nucleotide messenger RNA. Lineage: Eukaryota; Metazoa; Platyhelminthes; Trematoda; Strigeidida; Schistosomatidae. The record is from the annotation of a GenBank genome assembly.